Molecule: messenger RNA, 1449 nt
Organism: Pelmatolapia mariae (spotted tilapia)
Lineage: Eukaryota; Metazoa; Chordata; Actinopteri; Cichliformes; Cichlidae
Exons: 7
Coding region: 1-1110 (369 amino acids)
Biological process (GO): microtubule-based movement
Cellular component (GO): microtubule cytoskeleton
Molecular function (GO): ATP binding; microtubule motor activity; microtubule binding
Source: RefSeq, a predicted model, not a curated record
AUGACGAAACUGCAGCCGUUUCCAAAGGAGUGGUACAAUCAGGGACACUUCAUCGCCACAUGCAGGCUCCGGUCAGCUGCAGACUCACGGCAGCAGCCAGCCGACGGCCUGGGAGGACGACUGCACCGGCAGCAUCUACGUCCAGGGCAGAGGAACCGUCAUGACCUACAUGUUUGUGGCCUGGUGGACCAGAAGGAGAUCACGGCAGCUCUCAGACAGUGUAACUACGACCCCGAUGAGGUCAUCUCCGUCUACCACACCAUGUUUGGAGAUAUCCUCCUGCAGGCCCCCCCAGGAGGAAAUCACAACUAUCAUGACCUCAACUCCUUCAGAGCCCUCCUGGAGAGAGAACGGGUCAUCGAGGAUCUGAAGCAGAAGCUCCAGACGAAAGAAAAGGAGGUCGACAAUCUGUUUCAGAGGAACAGUCAGCUGCUGAGGGAAGUCCGCUAUCUGACUGAUGUUGUUCAGCACCUGAAUCAGAAGCUCGCCGAGCUCGAGGCUGACAAGCAGGAGCUCUGGGAGAAGAUCCGAUCCCUCCUGAACCACCGAGCUUCUCCCGUCCCACCUGCCAAACCCGUCAUCAAGCCUGCUGUGGACAUCGGCCAACUGUGCCACAUGAGCCGGCUGACCCGGGAGCUGAACGUCUCAAACAAGCACCUUCGCGCCGUAGUUCACCUGGCACUCGCUGACAUUAAGAACCACCUGGGGCAGUUCGAUUGUCCUCUGGGGAAGUUGGCUCAAGUGGAACAGGAGGCAACCAGUGAGGUGGAGAAGCUACGAUACCUCGACAGGAAGGAGGCGGUGGAGAGGAAGAGCCUGUACAACAAGCUGCUCGAGUUGCAGGGGAACACACGGGUGUUCUGCCGCUGCAGGAAGAGCUCGGCCUCCAGCUGCUUGGAUGACCAGGAGGUGGUCGUCAAAGACAAAGUCUACUCUCCCAGCAGCACACAGGAAGUCGUGUUUGCAGGAACUCUGCCUGUGAUAACUUCCUGUGUGGAUGGAUAUAACGUCUGUAUUUUGGCGUAUGGACAGAGGGGCUCAGGGAAGACGUACACCAUGAUGGGCAGCAAGGAAAACCCGGGAGUCAACAUCAGCUUAUCACACAUUUGAUUUCCAUGUGUGACAACUGCAAGUGUCCAGAGUGAGGACAGACUGAGGGACCCACUGCUGCACAUCAUCUGUGAGGCUUUGCACCCCUGAUGAUCCACCAGGACAAACUCACAAACGCAGUGUGUGAGGAAGAGGAGGAGGAAGAGCCAGCAGCAGCUGACAGAUGGAGAGAAUAGACAGACUGUUCCCUGUUUGUGAAGGACUGCUAGGAAAGUUUAACAUAACUAAUUAUCUGUCCUGAAUCAGUCUUAUUAGGUAAUGUUCAAAUAAUGUUAUCAUUCCAGUGUUUUCAGUGUGGGAGAAAGUACUCAGGGCCUUCAAGUUACACACUAUGAAAGG